This is a messenger RNA of Hypanus sabinus (Atlantic stingray), 825 nucleotides long. RefSeq names its product chymotrypsin-like elastase family member 2A. Lineage: Eukaryota; Metazoa; Chordata; Chondrichthyes; Myliobatiformes; Dasyatidae. The transcript is spliced from 8 exons. Bases 1 to 789 code for a protein of 262 amino acids. Gene Ontology annotation, biological process: proteolysis. Gene Ontology annotation, molecular function: serine-type endopeptidase activity. The record is from RefSeq and is a predicted model, not a curated record.
AUGGAAAAAAAUUACCGGGCUAUAGCUGCAAACCCGCUCACGGGGCGUGUUGUUGGCGGACACGAGGCACUUCCACAUAGCUGGCCAUGGCAAGUCUCUUUGCAGUUUGCUUAUGAGAACGAUCCUAACUACUUCCAACAUAUGUGUGGUGGAUCCCUUAUUUCUGGAAAAUGGGUUAUGACUGCAGCACAUUGCAUUGUUGACAUCCCAGGAAGAUUUGCUGUUGUUCUCGGAGAGCACGAUCUGGAACACAAAGGCAACGAAUAUUUGAGACAUGUUCAAUUAAUCAUCACUCAUGAGAAAUGGAACCCAAUGUAUCUCGACAGAGGAUAUGACAUUGCCCUACUCCGUCUGGCGGAGCCUGCGUAUGCAACAUCUGAUGUAAUGCUAGCUCGCUUACCAGCUGAAGGAGAAAUCCUUCCUGAUGGGUACCAGUGUUACAUCACAGGAUGGGGAUUAACUGAACCUUUUGGUGCUCGUGCUCCCAUGCUACAAGAAGCUUUGCUCCAAGUGGUGGGCUAUGCUACAUGCUCAUCACCAAACUGGUGGUCAAGCAUCGUCAACCAAGACAUGAUCUGUGCAGGGGGUGAUGGGAUGACAGCUGGUUGUCAGGGAGAUUCUGGUGGCCCUUUGAAUUGUAUGGAUGACACUGGAGCCUGGAUUGUUCAUGGUAUUGUAAGCUUUGGGCCAUCUUCCUGUUUACUAGAAAGGCAUCCGACUGUUUUCACCCGUGUAUCAGCUUUUACUAAUUGGAUUUUCAAGACUAUGGAACAAAAUGGUGGCAGUUAAGACAAUUCCUGUAUGCUAUCAACUGUGAUGUCAAGC